AUGGCGCUCGACGGCGCCACGAAGCUGUACAGGGAGAUCUACCAGGAGACCAGCAGCGGGGACCUUGGGAUCCAGGUGCGCGGAGGCCCCGUCUUCCGCUGCCACAGCCAGGUCCUGGCGAAGACGGGGGGCCUCGUCGGGAAGAUACGCCAGUUCGGCAGGCAGUUGCCGCGCCAGGUCCCAGAGGACAGCGUGCGCUUGCCGCUGGAUUAUUUCAGGGAGAAGAACUACACUACUCUCCUGGAGGACCUGGUGUCCAUCACGCUGUCGCAGCCCAUCGAGCGUUCGGCCCUGCGCGGGGCCGUGGGCUCGUUCCUGAACCAGCGGGAGGAUCCCAUGAAGCCCGGCUUCACCACCUCGCGCUUCGUCUCGGGGACCACCGGCGCCAUCAAGCGGGCCAACCCCUUCUGCUUGGCGGAGCGUUACGAGGUUGACUGCGACUGCGAGAGAAUGGCCGAGAUGCUCCGCUUCAGCUACCAGGGCGUCAUGUCCUUCUUCGAUAUCACGCCAAGCUCAGACAAGGAGAGGAUCUCACUCACAGACAAGAUGCUGAAGAUCCUGCUGGACGCAGAGAAGUUCUCGGUGGACGCUCUCUAUGAGCAGCUCCUCCGCUGGUUCUCCAAGGAGUCCUUCAAGAUCGUCGGCGAGCGAAACUACUGCAACGCCUUCUACGCACUGCAGCACUUCGAGCAGCGCUGCACCGAGGAGCACUCCCGGGAAGCCCUGGUCAACAUGGUAACCAACGAGAUGCUCGCGCAGCGGGGGCCGUUCAACGCCGUGACCCGCGACGCCCGUUGGGGCUCGCUUCCCGUCCAGUUCGUCGAGAAGAUCUUGGACUCCGACGCGCUGCCCAUCGACAGCGAGACGGAGGUCCUCAACCUGAUCGAGCGGUGGAACGCGAAUGCGAACAAGCAGAAGGAGGAGAUCGCGAUCCUGCUUGCCUGCUUCCGGCCGGACGAGGAGACGCGCGGGUCCCUCAUCGCCUGGGUGCGGAACAUGGGGUGGCUGGACGGGAACGACGUGAUGUCGAAGGCACCGCCCGGGCCAGCUUUUGACUCGAUCCGGAAGAUCCUGCAGGGGACCGGCCAGAGGAAGGAGCCCCGCACCAACCACGGCAGCGGCGCGUGGAUGGAGCAGGGGGGGCCCGGGAGCACCCGGGCGGCCUUCGACGAGUCGGCUUUCGGGAGGUCCGCCUUCGGGCGCACCGACGACUCCUCUGGCGGCGAGCAGCAGCAGCCCAACACCUUCCUGCAGUACAAGGGCGGCGUCGCCGUCUCGGAGGGGCACAGUUUCAGGAUAGGGGCACAGCAGCGCCUGGUCCAGGUGGACGCGCUCCGUCGGGCCGGCAUCCAGCGCAUGCGCGUCGCCUUCUCCAACCCGGGCGCGGCGCUGUGGGACGUCGACCACGAGGUCUUCGUCGGGCUGUCCUACGGCGAGGGGAGGUACUUCGGCUACAUCGUCAGCGGCACCGCCUUCGCCGGCAUCUUUGGCAUGAGGGCGCUGGCCAGCGCCGCCCCCGCACCGCAGAAGGCCGUGCACCUGACGGGCGGCGGGAACAAGGUCGAGUUCGAUCUGGCCCUAGAGGUGCAGCUGCACCGCGCCAACCUGGUGGUGGCCUGCAAGCUGCAGGUGAUCUUCGGCAACGAGGUCUUGACGGAGGAGUUCUUCCAGAUCUCCUACGAGACCUUGCGCACUGGACCUGGCCUGCGAUAUCAGGUCGUGGCUACUGGCUUGGGGGACGCGGAGCUUGAUGUCCAGCUUGCCUGGGUCGGCGGAGGCAUUGAAGGCGAGGAGGAAGACACCACGGUCGCCGGCAUGCUGGACUUCGCUGAGGGCGACUGA
Messenger RNA from Prorocentrum cordatum, 1842 nucleotides. The record is from the annotation of a GenBank genome assembly. NCBI's taxonomy places the organism in Eukaryota, Dinophyceae, Prorocentrales, Prorocentraceae.